UGUUCACCUUUGCAUAAUCAUAAGAACUAAAAAUUUAAGCUGCUUGCACAAUCACAUGUACUCAAAAUUUGUGCUCGCACUUUCACCAUGCAAGAUAAAAGUAAUUCAUUAAUAUCACUUUGCAUUGUCCGUCACAUUGAUAUAGAUUGAAAUUUUGGACUGUACUGCUUUUAAUCAAGAUGGUAAUGGCAUACCCAUCAAGUUCUUCAAACGUUGUAUUCAUCAUGGUUGAUGAUAUGGGAUGGAACGAUGUAUCGUUUCACGGCUCGGACCAAAUAUUAACACCAAAUAUCGAUACUCUGGCAUAUCAUGGUGUUAUACUGCAGCAGUACUAUAGCGAAGCUAUCUGCACUCCAGCUCGUACUGCUUUGCUCACCGGAAAAUAUCCAAUGAGAUUGGGUAUGCAUGGAACUCCAUUAUUUAAUUCCGAAGAUAGGGGAAUACCUCUAACGGAACGUCUUCUUCCUUCGUAUUUGAAAGAGCUUGGUUAUUCCACACAUUUAGUAGGUAAAUGGCAUGUAGGGAUGUCCAGAAAAGAGUAUUAUCCAACGUCAAGAGGAUACGACAGUCACUACGGAAUGAGAGGUGGUUUCAUCGAUUAUUAUACUUACAAUAAAGUUGAAAUGUGGCCCGAUGGUCGCACUCUGUUUGGAUUGGAUCUUUACGACAACGACAUCCCACAAGAUGAGGAAGACCGAUAUAUUGUCGAUGCUUUAACUGAUAGAGCAGUUAAAAUAAUUAAGGGACACAACAGUUCAGUACCUUUAUUUCUUCAUGUAACGCACAACGCGCCUCAUGCUGGUAACACAGGCGGAAGUCUCCAACCACCGUUAUAUACCAAAGUGAAACACAGACAUAUAGCUAAUUCUAAUAGAAGACUUUAUGCAGAGGUUGUUACGCAUAUAGAUCGCAGUGUUGGUCGUAUAGUGCGUGCUCUCGCUGAAAAACAUAUCUUAGAUGACACAAUUAUUAUAUUUGCAUCUGAUAAUGGAUCUCCUACAGUAGGAAUCAAUAACAACUGGGGAGUAAAUUUACCUUUUAGAGGAUUGAAGGAAACUCCUUGGGAAGGAGCUGUAAGAGUACCUGCUUUCGUGUGGCAUUCUUCAUUCAGACCUCGGGUCUGGGAAGGCUUGAUGCAUAUUACCGAUUGGUUACCUACUUUAAUAGCAGCUGCUGGCGGUCGAUUGACAACAGAAAUAGAUGGAAUAAAUCAGUGGGAUUCAAUUAUACAAGAUGGAGACUCUAAACGUACAGAAGUUCUUAUAACUGUUGAAGAUAGUGACACUAAUACAUAUGCAGCUUAUAGAGCAGGCGAUUAUAAAAUAGUUGUGGGCAAUGUUACCGGUUUAAGCAAUGAUUAUUAUGGUGCUGAUCUGAUGAUUAAUAAGGAGAAGACACCAGAAUAUUUUCCAUCGCUGAGAUCUUGUGAGAUUGCUCGGAUAUUUGAGUAUAUGGGAUUAUACUUAGAUAUUGAAGAGGUUAAGGCUUUGCGUUAUGCAGCAACAAUUAAACAAGGAGAGCCAAUACGAGACAGCAGGCCAUGUCUUCCGACUCCCACUCGCGGCUGCCUUUUCAAUGUUCGUCAAGAUCCUAGCGAGAGUCGUGAUCUCUGGCAAAGAGCCAAUACAAUUGCUGUUCUUUUAACAAGCAGGCUUCGUGGUCUAUGGGCAAUGCAAAGAAGAAGAGGGCCAUUGGAUAUACAGAUACAGGCAGAUCCAGCUAAUUUUGAAUAUAGAUGGACUGCGUGGCUUUCAGACUCUGCCAAUAGAUCGAAUGUUUUAUUAACUGAUAGAAAAAGUAGUAUUAGGAAAAAUAUCAAUAGAAAUAAAACAAUAGCUAAUUCUAUUAACUGUGAUGGUACGACAGGCAUAAGAAAUUUUCUAUGUAUUUUAAAAAGUGUAUUCUAAUAUAUAUGUAGUUGUGGCAUAUUAAUUGUUUAUACAUAGAGAUUAAUUUAUUUAAUUAUGUUUAAGAAUUAAUUGUAUCUAUAGUGUUUAAUUAUCUAAAUCACCUAUGUAUGAUAGUCGUUUAAAUAUGUGGUUAUUUACAGAACAUUAACUGUCUUCACAAUUAUAUCAGUCAGAAGAUCUCAUGUAUGUACUAAAGUUAGUUAUUUCACUUGUAUUCACAUGAUUUACUGAAAAUUUAGUACAAUUCGCAUAAUAUAUUGUGUUAUAGCUAUCUCAUAUACAGAGGUACAUGACCGAAUACAAUGAUAAUAAGAUUAUACACUUAUCUCAGAAGCGAAGCGUGUUAAUAAAAUAUGGUAGUAGUAAAUAUUACGUAGUAUUUCUUAUUGUUAUAUUUAUCAAAUAUAACUUCUGUGUCAUUAUCCAAGCGUGACCGGGAUAAACCAUAAGACGCCUAUGUUCUUCAUCCCAAAUAUUACGUGUAGUUUUUCUGUUAAAGACCAAGAUAGUAUUCUUCUCGCUAAUGGUAAUCGCUAAUGGCAUUGCUCAAUCUAGUGCUAACUCAUAUUUUUCGAAGUAUAGUUAAAUGCCAAUCUAAAUAAUGAUUUUUGAGUUAGGAUGUGAUGUAAAUAAUAAACGUACAUACAUUCUUAUUAGAAUAAAGUAAGAAUUUAGUACCUUAUCUUGUUAUCUUAACUAUAGACAGCGGAUAUCAAAAGGCAAUACAAAAAUCUCAAUUUUCGAAAUGAAUAAACAAAUGGGUAUAAUUUAGUUUGUAAAAUAUAUUAUUAAAUUACAUAACUACUGACUACUUUUGUUUUUAAAUGUUAAUUUUCAACUCGAUUAUUAUCCCAUGUAAUGAAGUACAAACCGAAUGAAUUGGUAUUUUUAAUACCAAAUUUGUAUAUCUACACUUAGCAUUGUAAUAAAGUACCCAAUAAAAUAAAUUACAAUUUAUAUUUGCCAAUAUUCCUGAAUGUACCUAGUUUAAUUUUAUACUCCCCUAAAAUUACUGUGUUUAUGACUUAAACCUUGCACAAAAUAAAUAUUGUAAUUUUAUGUUAUUUUAACAUUUACAAAUUCGAUGUAGAGAA
Molecule: messenger RNA, 3004 nt
Organism: Achroia grisella
Lineage: Eukaryota; Metazoa; Arthropoda; Insecta; Lepidoptera; Pyralidae
Product: arylsulfatase B-like
Exons: 8
Coding region: 180-1907 (575 amino acids)
Molecular function (GO): sulfuric ester hydrolase activity
Source: RefSeq, a predicted model, not a curated record